Molecule: messenger RNA, 1056 nt
Organism: Pyricularia oryzae 70-15
Lineage: Eukaryota; Fungi; Ascomycota; Sordariomycetes; Magnaporthales; Pyriculariaceae
Exons: 2
Coding region: 1-1056 (351 amino acids)
Source: RefSeq, a predicted model, not a curated record
AUGCAUUUGCUUUGGAGCUUUCUUCUGCUUUGCAGCACUGAAGAUAUCAACAAAUGGGUGCACGUUGCCGGUGCUAUUCGGCUGGAAACCCCAUCAACCUUGUCAAAAGGAGAGCUGAUAUUUGCUUCCAAACAGGCAUUCGCCGAGAUGGUUAGCGUAGCCGGAAGUAAAACACAGGCCAAGAUCAACUACCCGUCAACGAUAGUAGCGAUGCUGGUUGAGAGGGACAACGCACCAACCGAGAUUUAUUUCAGCAGUUCUGUUAAAGGAUCCGGAAAGGAUAUGGUCUACUCUGGCCGGUUCGACGAUCCCAGAACAAUCGGCUCUCCUGAGGCGAUGAUGAAGGCGCACUUUGGUGACCAGAGACACCGUUACGGCGGCUCUUGUGGAGAGUUUGGCGCCCUCCGGGAGUACGACCGCCUCAACCGUCCUGCCGGUUCUAGGGAGUUUAAAUGGCCCGACAGGACUAAAACUACUUUUGUUGCCUGGUUCAAGGUAAAAGUUGUGCCUCCAUGCACGGCCGGAGACUGUCCGGAUGAGGAGCAGUUCGGGUGUGCUGAUUUCCUCAAAGUCACCAAUUUCAAGAAUGUAAUCAUCGAGGGGGAGCCUGACGGCAAUACGUGGAGCCAGUGGAAAUUCUCUCAGGUGCAUCCCACCCAAGACCGUGUUCCUGUUGUCCAGGACGCACCCGCUAUGGAAAUCUCAUGCCCGACGACAUCAAACCCCCCUUUGCCAGGCAACUCGAAGCGCUCUAUUAAAUCCAAAUCCUGCACUCGACCAUCCAAGGCCCCCAAGGCAGCUACGACAGGCGGCAAAACUAUGGGCGGCAACAAAAGCAAUGUGCAAAAGAAGACUGACGCAAGAAAUAGCGUGCAAAAGAAUGUCACAAACAAGACGGCUAAAAAGAAGACUGAUACAAGACAUAAUCUGCAGAAUAAGAAUGUUGGACCCGCUGCCGUGAGGGGCUCAAAGUCUAAAACAAGUCCUCCCAAGACGGCCAAAGGGCAAAAGAAUAUGGGUUUUACUCGGCGGCGGUCCAUCAAGAUGCAAAAGUAA